Messenger RNA from Nymphaea colorata (pocket water lily), 608 nucleotides. RefSeq names its product late embryogenesis abundant protein 2-like. The record is from RefSeq and is a predicted model, not a curated record. Lineage: Eukaryota; Viridiplantae; Streptophyta; Magnoliopsida; Nymphaeales; Nymphaeaceae. The transcript is spliced from 3 exons. Bases 83 to 424 code for a protein of 113 amino acids.
CCCACUCGGUUCGAUCUAGGCGCGACCAACUUAACCAACCCCAACUUCGCUGUUCAGGGAGAAACAAGAAGGAAGCAAUACAAUGGCGAGCCAGGGACAGGACAUCCGCUACAAGGCUGGUGAGCUCGCCGGCCAAGCUCAGGUGAAGAAGGAUGAGCUGAUGGACAAGGGAAGGGACGCGGCUCAGAACGUGAAGGACAAGGCCAGCAGCGGCAUGCAAGCGGCCAAGGAUGCUGCCAAUUCUGCCGCUGAUAAGUGCUGCAGCGCCGCCGAAAGCGGCAAAAGCGCCGCCAGUGACUGCAAGAACCAGUCUAGUGGAUUUCUCCAGCAGACUGGGGAGCAAGCUAUGAGCAUGGCGCAGGGUGCUGCAGAAGCUGUGAAGAACACUCUGGGCAUUGGAAGUGGCAACAACAAGAGCAGCUGAAGAAGAUGAUGAAGAUGGGAUCUGAUUUUGUUUGCUCCCUUCUGGAGGCCAUUUUCGUGUUCAAGUUGUGUCUGUGAUGUGAGAUUGUGAUGUGUGUGUGUUUUUCCUUCGAGUUUGCAGUUCUGUUGUCGUCGUUGUAAGGUUUUGAUUCAUAAAUUGAUGGGAGCAAUUUUGAUGUUUGGUA